AUGUCGUCCACCAGCAACGCCUCCAUUGACAAGUUCAACGGAGACAAUUACGCAACGUGGAGCCGGUACAUGCGCGGUGUGUUUUUGACGAAGUCCGUCUGGCACGUCGUCAACCGUGAAGUGACUCCGACUUUCACCGACCCGCGAGCGUCCGAUGACUACGUCAAGGCAAGCAACGUCGCGUUUGGUAUGAUGCUGCUGCACAUGAACGCGGACUACCAUCAUGUGCUGGACAACUGCGAGGAAGCCUGGGUUGCGUGGACAAGUCUGAAGACGCUGUACGGUGGGUCGCAGAAGGCAGGACGCAUCUACCUCAAGCGACAACUUUUCAGUAUCAAGAUGGCUGAAGGCGCGAACGUCAUGCAUCACUGGAACGAGGUCCUCAACAUCUCCGCCAAGCUUAGCGGCAUCGGUGCGAAGAUGGAAGACGAAGACAUUGCAAUUUGUCUGCUACUCAGUCUUCCGAAGAGCUACGAAAAUGUGGUGCUCAACAUGGAAAUGAGCAGCACCGAGCUUCGCACUCAAGAUGUGGUGAGAGUCCUGACGAAUGAGCAUGCCAAGCGUCAAGGAGAAAAAGGGACAACGACAGCGAUUACGGUGAAGGCUGAAGAUGCAAGCAAGGCAUUCAGCGCCGAGCGUGAGCCCUACCAAUGCACGUAUUGUGGCAAGGUGGGACACACGGUGGAUCGUUGCUGGACAAAGCAGAAGAACGAAGGUCGGGGAGCCCGACGCGGCGGCAAUGGUCGUGGACGCGGGGCUAACAAUGUCCAGUGGGGACAUCAUGAUGAAGGCAAUGGCUACGAUCGAGUGGCGUUUGCAGUCUCGUUCGAAUGUGGAGUUUCGACGAGCAAGGACGUGUCUGGAAUGUGGGCCGUCGACAGUGGUGCAACGCACCACAUUUGUGUUGAUGGUCAUCGGUUUCUACCAGUAUUGGUAACCGUGACCGGUCCAAUCCGAACCGCCUGUUCAGCUUAG
Molecule: messenger RNA, 975 nt
Organism: Peronospora matthiolae
Lineage: Eukaryota; Oomycota; Peronosporomycetes; Peronosporales; Peronosporaceae
Source: the annotation of a GenBank genome assembly